Pelobates cultripes (western spadefoot toad) is the source of this 244-nucleotide messenger RNA. The record is from the annotation of a GenBank genome assembly. Lineage: Eukaryota; Metazoa; Chordata; Amphibia; Anura; Pelobatidae.
AACCACUCACUACAGCUUUUCUCCAACAAGCCUUGGACAACCAGUCGCAAAAGCUGAUCUCAAUCUGGCAGACCAGUGUUGCUGAAAUCAAACAGGACCUGCACAAACUAGGAUCCCGCAUGGCACACGUUGAGACAAAGAUGAAGAAACUCGUAGAUGCGAAUAAAUCCUCUGCAGAGCAGAUACGAUCCCUCACUACGCAAUUGAGCCAAUGUGAAACAAAGAUUAUGGACCUAGAGGACAG